AUAUAGCUUGUACAAUUGUCGAGUCAUUUAACGUUUCCAUUGUCCUUUUCUUUCGAUUGCAAAAUAAUGUCUGGCGUUUCUCUCAUGUUCACCCAAUUCCCGUCCACUUCUUCAAUCACACGCCCCUUAAACAACAAAAUAACCUCCAAAUCCUCAAUCUCUUUUCUUAAAACCCUCACUUUCUCUUCAAAAAUCUCAACUGAAUCAAACCUUGUUUUGGCAAGAAAGAAGCCCAGUUUCAUAUUACACGCUGAGGCUGAAGACAAUUCAGAACAAGAUUAUUCAAUUGCAGUUGCCGAAGAAGAAGAAAUAAAUCCCAAGGAACCAACAGAGAUUGAUGUGUUGAAAAAACAAUUGGUUGAUUCAUUUUAUGGUACCAACCGUGGAUUAAGUGCCACGAGUGAGACCAGGGCUGAGGUUGUUGAGCUUAUUACCCAGCUUGAAGCCAAGAAUCCGACUCCCGCACCUACCCAAGCUCUUCCUCUUCUUAAUGGAAAAUGGAUUUUGGCCUAUACAUCUUUCUUAGGCUUGUACCCGUUGUUGUCGAGUGGAUCCGUACCAGUUGUGAAGGUUGAGGAGAUAUCUCAAACCAUCGACUCUGAUAAUUUUACAGUGCAGAAUUGUGUUCUUUUUUCUGGACUGGGUUCCACAACUGCAAUCACUACAAACGCAAAGUUUGAAGUCAGAAGUCCAAAGCGUGUGCAGAUUAAGUUUGACGAGGGCAUUAUCGGCACACCACAAUUAACAGACUCCAUUGUGUUACCAGAAAAUGUUGAAGUUUUAGGACAAAAAAUUGACCUUGCUCCUUUUAAAGGUUUGAUAACAUCUGUUCAAGACACAGCUUCAAACGUUGCAAAGACCAUUUCGAACCAGCCUCCAUUGAAGUUCUCCAUCUCCCAAAGCAAUGCCGAAUCGUGGCUAUUAACAACUUAUCUUGAUGAAGAACUUAGGAUCUCCAGGGGAGAUGGUGGCAGUGUCUUCGUUCUUCUCAAGGAAGGCUCCCCCCUUCUUACACCAUAAGAACCUGUGAGUACAAUUCCCUUUUGGCGAUAUGUAUGUAUUUAUGUGUGAGUAUGCUAUAAGUUAAAGAAUGCGUCAUAUUUGUCGUAGAUGUCUGUUAACAAACUUUAUAUCUGUUUCUUAUCCCACUGAUAUACUCUCAAGUGAAUGUACUUACAAAAAUCACUAGCAUUAUAUGAUUUCAGUUGAUGUUA
Erigeron canadensis is the source of this 1214-nucleotide messenger RNA. RefSeq names its product plastid-lipid-associated protein, chloroplastic-like. Lineage: Eukaryota; Viridiplantae; Streptophyta; Magnoliopsida; Asterales; Asteraceae. Bases 67 to 1020 code for a protein of 317 amino acids. The record is from RefSeq and is a predicted model, not a curated record. The transcript is spliced from 3 exons.